AUGAUCGAUACAACACCUAUACCUAAAUUCCUUUAAUAAGAAUUUGAAUGCUCUUUGUGCUUAACUUUCUUAACUAAUCCAAUAACCAUUCCUUGUGGACAUACAUUUUGUAAGGAAUGCAUCUUAAACGCAGUCAAAUAGAUUCCACGUUGCCCAACAUGCAGGUUUUAAAUUUCUUAAUUUUAGAGGUACAAUCACAAUAGAGAUUAAGAAUUUGAAAGAGAAUUUACUUAUUAAGUCUACAGUCAAUGAAUUGAAAAAGCAUCUGAGUAUCGCUGAUAAUCCUUAGAAAUAGCAAUUGGAAAAUAAAGAGGAAAAUAAUUAAUAAUCUGAAAAAUUAAUCAUUCUGUAUACAAAAGAAGUUAUUACACCUUAUCAAUAUCAAAGAAUUGUGUUGGAAAAGGGACAAUUCAAAAGUUUCCCAAAAAAUUAAGAAUUAAUUAAAUAGAUAUUUAGUAACAUUAAAAAAUUUGUUAUAACAUUCUAAUCUAAGCAAAAUUAAGAUGUAAGUAUUCAUUAAUACCUAGAUUGGAUACUUGGCACAAUUGUAGCUGGUAUAAAUUAUUGAUGGAUAAAUAACUGCAUAAAUAUUGACAGAGGAUAUUGUUGAACUAUCAAACAAAGAAUCAACAGAGUUUUAAUUGAAUAAUGAUGGGUAAACUAAAUAUUUUCUUCCAAUUGCUACUGCCAAAAUAUUACAAGAGGACUAUAUAGAUUUAAAUGACAACGAUACUGCUUAUUAAAUAUCAACCUUAAUUUAGCAAAUUAAAGAUAUUUUAAUUCCAUUCAUUUCAUAAUUAGUUAAUGGCUAAAGCGGAUUAUCAUUAUAUUUACAUCAAAGUGGAUUAGUAAUGUAUUUAAAUCUUUAAAUUGAAAAAGAUUGGAAAUCAUUAAAAAGGCUAUCAUUUUUACUACCUAGUCUAUUAAAUAUUGAUAGAGCUUAAAAAAACAAUAUUCUGUCUUAAAAUAAUUGUAUCUAGAGAUUAAUUUUGAUCAACAAAAGCAUUCAAAAAUUUAGAAAGACUUAAAACCCUAUGCUUGUAUUUACAAUGAAUAAAAGAUCCAUUGCAAGAAGCCCUUUGGUAUAGAUUUUGUGGAUAUUAAUUCCAAUAUUGCUUGCAUACUUAUUAUUAUAGUAGUGAUAUAG
This is a messenger RNA of Paramecium octaurelia, 1147 nucleotides long. Lineage: Eukaryota; Ciliophora; Oligohymenophorea; Peniculida; Parameciidae. The record is from the annotation of a GenBank genome assembly.